Messenger RNA from Schizosaccharomyces japonicus yFS275, 1783 nucleotides. Its product is annotated as 5-aminolevulinate synthase. The record is from RefSeq and is a predicted model, not a curated record. The coding region runs from base 164 to 1534 and encodes 456 amino acids. NCBI's taxonomy places the organism in Eukaryota, Fungi, Ascomycota, Schizosaccharomycetes, Schizosaccharomycetales, Schizosaccharomycetaceae. Gene Ontology annotation, cellular component: mitochondrial matrix. The transcript has a single exon. Gene Ontology annotation, molecular function: pyridoxal phosphate binding; 5-aminolevulinate synthase activity. Gene Ontology annotation, biological process: heme biosynthetic process; tetrapyrrole biosynthetic process.
UGCCGCUGUCUAUAUAAGUAUUCACGGAAUGGUUAUCAAAACCGCUUACCGCGAGCUGCUGGCUACGACAUUAUUCGUACUUGGACAUUUCGCAGUGUAGUGUAAAGAAACGGUCUUUUUUUUGCAUUUCGAUAAACAACACAUUUCGACAAUAUCGACAUACAUGCUCCGUCCAUCCUUUCGUCGUUCUUUUGUCCGUGGGCUACAAACGGCUUCUACGUGUAAAUCUGCAGCAACUCCGUUGGUCACUCCUACGGCUUCGAGAACUGGAUUCAACUUUGAGGGGUUGUUUGUGAAUGAGAUAGAACAGCGGAAACGCAACAACACAUACCGUGUGCUGAGUAAUGUUAAUCACAUUCUCGAGGGUGUCCCGGUUGCAUACUCUAGGGACUACAACAAGGAGAUCCAAAUCUGGUGCAGUAAUGACUACCUGUCCAUGAACAGAUGCAAGGCCAUUGUGGAUGCCAUGCACAAGUGUCUUGAUGAGUAUGGUGCUAGCUCUACUGGAGCCCGAAACAUUGGUGGACACAACCAAGUGUUUGUGGACCUCGAGAAUCUCAUGGCUGAGUUGCAUGGAAAAGAGUCUGCACUUGUUUUCAACAGCGGUUACGUUGCCAACGAUACCACGCUUACUACUUUGGGCCGUCGAAUCCCCAACUGUGUUUUCAUCAGUGACGAGCUGAAUCAUGCUUCUAUGAUUCAUGGUAUUCGCAACAGCCGUUGUGACAAGCUUGUGUAUAAGCAUAACAACAUGGAGGAUCUGGAGGCCAAGUUGGCUAGCUUACCUCUUAACCAACCAAAAGUGAUUGCUUUUGAGUCGGUUUACAGUAUGAAUGGCAGUAUCGCCCCUAUUGAGCGUAUCUGCACGCUUGCCGAAAAGUAUGGCGCUAUGACUUACUUGGACGAGGUGCAUGCUGUCGGCAUGUACGGUCCAGGAGGAGCGGGUAUUGCAGCAGAGUUAGGUCUGGCGGAUCGCGUAGAUAUCAUUGUUGGUUCUCUUGCAAAGUCGUAUGCGGCAUUGGGGGGCUACAUUGCCGGAAGCAAACAUGUUAUUGACUUUGUUCGCUCGUUUGCUCCUGGUUUUAUCUAUACCUCGAGUCUGUCGCCUCAUGUUCUUGCUGGCGCAAUUGCUUCGGUCAAUUACUUGAGAAAGGAUGACGGUGUUCGCAAGCAACACCGAUCUGCAGUUCGACGCGUGAAGGACGCCUUGUCAAAGCGCCAAAUUGCCGUUUUGUCAAACGACUCACACAUUGUCCCUAUCAUGAUUGGUAAUCCUCGUAUCGCCCAGCAAGUCAGUCGUGACUUGAUUACUGAAUACAACAUCUACCUGCAUAACAUCAAUUCGCCCACUGUCCCUGUCGGAACGGAGCGUCUUCGUGUGUCACCGACACCCUUGCACAACGAUCAGAAGCUGGUGGACAAUUUUGUUCAGGUUCUUGAUACUCUGUGGACCAAGUACAACAUUCCAAGAGUCAAUGAGUGGAAGUCCAAGGGCUUUGAUGUUGAUCGUCCUUGCACGUUCGACUUGUGUUAGAUGGGAUAUAAUGAGGUUGGAAGACCGGUUUACGAUACUCUUUACUUGCAUAUUGUCACUUUUGAAAAAUGACUCCUAACCGAGUCUUGCUUCUUCUUGCACAAUUUUGAUAAUGUUUAUGAUAUUACCGAUUUGUCGAACUUAAAAAGCACUUCUUUUAGCAUAGUCAUGACAAAAUAAUUCUGUAGCUAACCAUUAUAACUGCUCGUUUUAUAUUGUUGAACUGACAGUUAUUAUAUUACUUAUUUG